GUAUAGUCGACAUUUCCGGUUUGAACAUUAGCUAAACUAGCUAGUACAACAUAGCAUUGUAGUCGAACGGUUAUUUGUUCUCAUUGUUUUUCGGUUUUGGCAGUUUUUCACGAUGAAUACGGUUUUAUCAAGGGCCAACUCUUUGUUUGCCUUUUCUCUGAGUGUCAUGGCGGCGUUAACUUUCGGCUGUUUCAUCACUACGGCUUUUAAAGACAGAAGAGUUCCUGUGGACAUCCACGUCUCUAAAGUCAUGCUGAAGAAUGUGGAUGACUUCACAGGACCCAGAGAGCGCAGUGAUCUGGGUUUCAUCACAUUUGACCUCUCAGCUGAUUUGCAGCCAAUUUUUGACUGGAAUGUCAAACAGCUGUUCCUCUAUCUGUCUGCAGAAUAUGCCACAAAGAGCAAUGCUCUGAACCAGGUGGUCCUGUGGGAUAAGAUUGUCCUACGAGGGGAAAACACCAAACUGAACCUCAGAGACAUGAAAUCUAAAUACUUCUUUUUCGAUGAUGGGAAUGGACUCAGGGCCAAUAAGAACAUCACGUUGAUGCUGUCGUGGAAUGUGGUCCCUAACGCUGGAAUCCUGCCCCUUGUGGCUGGAAGUGGACAAAUCAGCCUGCCUUUCCCUGACACAUACGAGAGCACCAAGAGCUACUAGACCCAACCAGAUGUCCAUGCUUUCAUUACACACUGUACACGCCAGAAAAACAGAAACAAGCACAGACGCCAACAGAUGACUCACACAUUCUGUAUAUUAUUGUUUCUUCAUAGAUGUACAUCAAUUUUUGGUUUAUAAAAAAAAAAAAAUUCGGA
Sphaeramia orbicularis (orbiculate cardinalfish) is the source of this 810-nucleotide messenger RNA. RefSeq names its product signal peptidase complex subunit 3 (gene spcs3). Gene Ontology annotation, biological process: protein targeting to ER. Bases 113 to 655 code for a protein of 180 amino acids. The record is from RefSeq and is a predicted model, not a curated record. The transcript is spliced from 5 exons. NCBI's taxonomy places the organism in Eukaryota, Metazoa, Chordata, Actinopteri, Kurtiformes, Apogonidae. Gene Ontology annotation, cellular component: signal peptidase complex; membrane.